Neltuma alba is the source of this 1594-nucleotide messenger RNA. Its product is annotated as molybdenum cofactor sulfurase. NCBI's taxonomy places the organism in Eukaryota, Viridiplantae, Streptophyta, Magnoliopsida, Fabales, Fabaceae. The transcript has 11 exons. The record is from RefSeq and is a predicted model, not a curated record. The coding region runs from base 17 to 1291 and encodes 424 amino acids. Gene Ontology annotation, molecular function: catalytic activity; molybdenum ion binding; pyridoxal phosphate binding.
GGAAUUGUGUGAUGAAAUGGGUCCAAUUGUCUCAUUCAACUUGAAGAGACCUGAUGGUUCUUGGUAUGGAUACCGAGAAGUGGAAAAGCUGGCAUCUCUAUCAGGAAUUCAGCUACGGACAGGAUGCUUCUGCAAUCCAGGUGCCUGUGCAAAAUACCUUGGGUUGUCUCACGUGGAUCUGCUUUCUAAUACUGAGGCAGGCCAUGUUUGCUGGGACAAUCAUGAUAUAAUUAAUGGAAAGCCUACUGGAGCUGUAAGAGUAUCCUUUGGUUACAUGUCAACAUAUGAAGAUGCCAAGAAAUUUAUUGAUUUUGUAGCAGGUUCCUUUAUUUCACCUGAAAGUCACUUUGGCCACACAAAACAAUUGAAAGGCUUUGACCAUUGUUCCUUGUCUUCUGGUUUUUCUCUUCAAUCUAUUACUAUAUAUCCAAUAAAAUCCUGUGGUGGUUUCAGCUCGGGAAGUUGGCCUCUUAGCAACAAUGGCCUGAAAUAUGAUCGGGAGUGGAUUCUUAAAAGCCUUAGUGGUGAAAUUCUUACACAGAAGAAGGUUCCUCAAAUGUGCUUUAUAAGCACCUAUGUUGACCUCAGUCGAGGAAUCUUGUUUGUGGAGUCCCCACACUGCAAAGAAAGACUACAGAUCAAGCUUGAUUCUGAUGUGGACAUCGGUGGCAGAGAAGAUGUUGGUUUGUAUGGUCAGAGGUACAUAGUCCAUAGUUACGAUGAAGACGUCAAUGCUUGGUUUAGCAAAGCCAUUGGUAAACCAUGUGCUCUGUUACGCAAUUCUAGUUCUGACCAUGAUCUAAUAUUGAACGAGUCCAAAGACGCAGUUACAUGUAGAGAUGCAAAGAGCAAGCUCAACUUCGCCAAUGAAGCACAGUUCUUGCUUGUGUCAGAGGAAAGUGUACUUGACCUCAACAACAGAUUAAGUCCCUAUGUACAGAAGAGCCCAUGCGGAGAAGACAUGCAAGUCACUCCAAGCAGAUUUCGACCAAACCUGGUGGUAUCUGGAGGCAGGCCAUAUGAUGAAGAUGGAUGGAGAAGCCUUAGAAUUGGGAACCAUUAUUUCAGAUCAUUAGGGGGAUGCAACCGUUGCCAGAUGAUCAAUUUUUCACAGAAAGAUGGACAAGUUCAUAAGUCAAACGAACCCUUAGCAACCUUAGCAUCAUACAGGAGGGCAAAGGGGAAGAUCUUGUUUGGAAUUUUGCUUAGAUAUGAACCUAGUGAUGAAGGGGAACAACAAUGUGAUUCACGGCUUCAUGUGGGACAGCAUGUUCAUCCAGAUCCUGUUUAGUUGGUCGGCGGUUUUGAUCAAAAGAAGGAAAUAUUUGAGUAUGAAGCCUAUACACACAAUAAUCCAAUAACAACACCAUGAGAGAAAAGUGACUGGAAGAUCCCAGUGGCUGGGGUAUUUUGUGUUGUAUAUCAUUGACAACAAGGAUAUGAGUAUAUAAACACGGAUCCUUUCCAAUGUAGGAGAAUAUUUCAAUUAUUACUAUAUAUAGAAAUCAGAAGAAGCUGUUCAUGAUGUCGGUUUGGCUUCAAAUAAUACUUGUAAUUUUCAUUUUAAAAAUAUUUUUUGUUUACGUGUUUUAAA